Molecule: messenger RNA, 17688 nt
Organism: Podarcis lilfordi (Lilford's wall lizard)
Lineage: Eukaryota; Metazoa; Chordata; Lepidosauria; Squamata; Lacertidae
Source: the annotation of a GenBank genome assembly
AUGAAGAUCCAGCCUUCCCUUCUUAAUUUAACUGGUAAUGGAAAGUGGCAGAUUGCUCCUAUGUAGAAGUCUUUGGUGGCACUCCCUGACUCUGCUUAGGACUGGGCUCCAAAUAUUUGAGGUUAACAUAAGGCUACAAGAUGUCCCCGUUUCCCAGGGACAGUCCCCGGAUUUGAAGUUGAAAAGUGUCCCCAGAUUCAUUGAAAAAAAAUCUGUUAACCUUAGGUUAACGCAUAGAACAAAUAGAAUUUAAGGACACAUAUAAAAGGUAGGGGUGGCGCUGUAGGUUAAACCACAGAGCCUAGGACUUGCCAGUCAGAAGGUCGCGGUUCGAAUCCCCGCAACAGGGUGAGCUCCCGUUGCUCGGUCCCUGCUUCUGCCAACCUAGCAGUUCAAAAGCACGUCAAAGUGCAAGUAGAUAAAUAGGUACCACUCCGGCGGGAAGGUAAACGGCGUUUCCGUGCGCUGCUCUGGUUCACCAGAAGCGGCUUAGUCAUGCUGGCCACAUGACCCAGAAGCUGUCUGCGGACAAACGCCGGCUCCCUCGGCCUAUAGAGCAAGAUGAGCACGCAAACACAAAGUCGGUCACGACUGGACCUAAUAGUCAGGGGCCCCUUUACCUUUACCUUUAUAAAAGGUAGGUCUGAAAAAUAUUCCCAAUCGCACAGUCUCUUCACAGCUGUAACAACUGCAGCCUGUUAAUCAAAGAUAAAUACUAAUCUGAUCUGCUUACACAGACAUGAGUCUAUGAAUGCUCCAGUUACACCGAAGAGCUAAAAAUUCUAAAUACUCUUUAACUACUGUCUCCUAUAAGUCAGAGCAGGUGGUCAUUAAGCCAAUGGGAAGGAAGGUAUUCCAGAAGUUAACCCCAAGUGAUGCUGAGGCAUAGCUGGUGUUAUUAAACUGACUAUAAAUGGUGAUCACAGUACCCUUGUGAGUUGAGGCUGGUGAUGGUAGGCUGUAUGCCUGAGUCCCUCUGAUUUAAUUUUUCAUUACCUACAGCCAGUGCUUUUUUUAUAAAAAAAUGUUUAGGGGUGCUCUCAUUUGGACUCAAUAAAAUUACCAUUCUAUAGUUCAAAUCGGGAAAAAAUAAAUACAGUAAAUGGACAAAAGUACAAAGAUUCACAAAAUGUUUAGGGGUAUGUGUACCCCUUCGUCCCCCCCAAAAAAAGCACUGCCCACAGUACACAGCACACAUGUGCACAGCGUACACACUUAUCCCCCACCCCCUGCAAAUAGGCUAUUUAAAAGGCAGUCAGUGGUAAUGAGGUGGCCUGACAGGGAGGUCCCAUAGCCUGCGAUUGGGCUUGUGGUUCCCCAACCUUGGUCAAGGAGGUCAAAUCUUUACAGAACACACUCAAAGCCACAAUAAUAGAAGAUCAGCUAAAAUUUGUACCACAGAUCAGUUUCCCACUGACAUCUGGUUAGCCAGUGUGGUAAAAUACUGCUGGAUUAGAUAGGCCUUGAGUCUCAACCUGAAUGGCUCUUCUUACGUACCUACUUGAUGUUUUUACACACAAGUUGUUAUGUAUCCAUUCAUAUACACUGUAUAUACCAUAAAUAAGAUACAGUAGAUAUCAAAAUGAUAUUAAUUAAGUUAUGUAUCAUUUCUGCUAUGCUAAUUCUCUGGUUUGCUCUUCAUGCUGAGUCUUGUUGCUGCUGUCUCAUCCUGCCUUGCAAUGAAUAAGGAAGUGUGAAAGAGAGAAAGGGAGAUUCAGCAUUUGAAGGGAACAGUUACAUUAUACAACUAUUUCUGUCCAUGAAAUAUACCGUACUUUUGAGUCCUGAAAGUACUGUAGAAAGCACUGAACAAAUUUUUUUGGGGGGCGGGGCAACAUUAUAGUAACCUCUACACAUAAAUUCAUGUUUCACAGCAUAUCUCACAUUACUCUUUCUAGCUUCAUUUGAUCUUUAUGGUUUGUGACUGUAUGUAUAAUAUUUGUAUUAAUCAGGCAGCCAUAAUAUAUUAGUUCUUUCCCCCAUUAAUUUCUCCUUCACUUUCAGUAACCUAAUUUUCCCACCCCAUGUUUCAUAGCUUUAUGGAUUGUACACCACUGAAAUUAAUUAGCUCUGCACAACACACCAGGAAUCAGAAUAACAGGGAGAAAUGUACAGGAGUAACCAAAGAGCUAGCAUCUUUUGCCUGUCUCUAUGGCAAAAGAAAGCCAACCACAUGUAGUCAGCAUUGUGUCAACAUAAAGGAGUAUAAAGCACCGGAUCUGGCAGCUGCUGCUGUUUUUGCAAUUUCAGUUUUCUGCAUUUGCAAACAAAGAUUAGGCAAAGUUUAUGUCUUUUUUUUUUCCUCGUUCAAAAUUAUUUGCUGUAAUGCUAUUUAUUCUAAUCCUAAAUCUGUUUUGGAGGGCACGACUGGUUUGUCUCUUUUCCUUCCUGACAGUUAGCUAUUGUCAUGUAAGGUUUACCUGACAAUACCUAAUUAUUUACUCUAUAGAGUUGACCCACUUUAAUCAGUGAGAGCAUGGUGGAAUCAGAAGACUGCAGCUUUUCUGGAGUCUGUCACUGCAAAUUAGUUUGCUUGGCCCAGUUACCUAGAUUUUGCUGUAGAAGAAUGCAUAAAUUGCUUUGGCUACAUUUCUUUAGGCCUGGUUUAUGCACACGAACGAAAAAGUCUGGUUAGAUAAAGUUGCUAUUGAAUUCCUGAGAAUCAUUAUUAAAAUUUAAGUAGCCUGUGGUGGGGCUGUUUGCACCACUGGGCUCGCGGUCGCUGAUAAAUAGAAAACUACAGACAUACAAAUGUUUCGGAAAGCUUUUUCUUUUGAUUCCUAUCAGCAAUAUUAGGCAGGCCUGCGCGCUUUUCGGUGGCGGAAUGCCUGCCUGUUCCACCGGCUUAAAUUAUUUGGGAGGAUAAAUGAGUGCCUGGCGCUUUAAGAAUGAAGAGACUUCAGAGCCAUGGCUGGAGAUAAGGGCGAAGGAGGAAGAAGUGAAGUCCAUAAUGUAUUCGGGCAGCAGGACGUUAGCGUGCGGGGAAAGCGCACAGCAUCACGGAAGUAGCUGUGAAAGGCUGGUUUGCCUGCAGCCUCCGAUAACACAACCAGGAGGAUACACGCUCACGCAUGCGCAGAGCAGAAAUGGAAGGCGCGCGAGAGCCCUGAGCAGCCUCUUUGGUGGGCGGCACGCGAAAGACUACUUCGCCUGGCUCGGACGAGCCAGAGCACGAGCGGCGGAAAGCGAGUGCGCGUGCGCCCCGGUCUUUUGGCACGGGCUGGGCCCAGGUGGGUGUGUUUCCCCCUCUUCCCCCCCCUCUUCGCACGCGUGAGUAGCCCCGCCCCCUCCGGCCCCCGGCCGGGCUGGGCCGGGCAGCCAUUUUGGGCAGAGCUUUGUUAUGGUUCGGUGUGGGGAACUCAAGCGACACAGAGAGUGAGGCGGGAGGGGGCGAGUGGGGCCUGGUCCCGUAAGCACGGCCUUGUGUGGAGAGAAGGGAAGAGGAGCUGGACUUGAGGCGGCGCUGAGCGGCAGCCAGCGGCCUUUGGGGAGAGAGUAAGGUAGGGAGCGGGCAGGGGGAAGCCCAGAACAGGAGAGGGGGCGGGAGCAUAAACAAGUGGAGGUUCUGUUGCAGGAAAGAGCCGAGGGGGCGGCGGAGGCCCUGCGGGGUCGCUUGGCGGCCGGGAGAGUUGCUCGGGGCAGUUGUUGGUUUGCGGAAGCGCUCGGGACGAGGGGCAUCGCGGAGAGGUGCUUGGCAAGGGUUGGGGGGGCAGGGAGGCGGCGAUAGCUAAUAAGAGGGUAAUGGGGGGACCUGCUUGGAGGUGUCUGCGCGGGCAAUUGGGGGGGCAGGGGUGGAGACUGGAGGUGUGCGAGGAAGGAUCAGCUGGAGUAAAGAGUGAAUAGCGGAAGGAGGAGGCUACGGUAGGCCUCUGGAGUGCAAAGUUGAGCAGGAGGUGCGGAGUGGCCAGGACAGGCAGUCGGUGGCAUGUGAUUUUCAGGGCAGGUGGGAGAGGGUUUUUUGUUUUGUUAUUUGUUGGCAUGGGGGUGAAAUGGAUUUGGGGUUCCAGCGUGGGUAUAGGAAGGGAGGGAGAAGCUGAUCAAAGCAGUUGUGAUACUAGGCAAAGGUAGGGGGCGGGUCUGAAGUGGGGUAGGCGGGGGGGGCCUGUCGAGUAGGGCACAGGAUUUUAUAAAGUGCGAGGAGUUAUUCUUUAGAGGAAAGGGGGCAAAUGCUGGCUUGUUGAACAACUUAUAGACAGCUUGUUGGACAACUCGAGACAGCCAAGUGUGGUGGGUCAAACUAGGAAUAUUUAAGUAAGAAUGCUUGACUUUGCGUAGUUUCCCUAUGGAACUGUUUUCGUUUUCUUUUUCACACACACACCCGCCCCAAACAACAACAGCGACUCUGUAUUAAGGAACAAAUAUACAAGUGUCAGGACUGGAUAAUUAUAUCUUGCCUUCCAUGCAGACUGCCUUGUAAAAUCUAGCAUUGUUGUUCUUGCUGAGCAGGCUGAGAAGGAGGGAGUUGACUUGUGGGUGUGUUUGUAGGGAGGUACAAAUAGAGUAUUUUGAAUAUUAAGGCAGAAGGAAGGCAUACAGUAUUAUACUUGUGUAAUACUUCUUUGCUGCAUAUGACUCAAGGUAAGGAGUAGAGUGUCAGAUUCUGGCAGUUACUGGUAGAUUUUUUUAAUGCUUGAAUGGAAUGUGCACUUCUUGUGUCUUUCCUGAUGGCUAUAUUACUCUAGAUACUGCUUGAAAUUAUUUGGGUGUGUGGGGGUGUAAAAACAUUUUCCUUUAAAAUUUGGGUGGCUGAGUUAAAAUAUAAAUGUUAAAUAGAAUCUAGUGCAAAUGUGGAAGUUGUUGUGUGUCCUAAAAGGAUAGUUGCUUUGCCUGUUCUGCACCAACAUUUCUUGGGAAAUAGGACAAUUUGUCUAUAUGCCUUCUAUGUAGAAGAUAGUCUGAAGGAAAUGGAACAAUUCUUAACUUUUAAAGAGAAUAUACUAAAGUAGUACUUCAGCCUGAUAACCUUAACAGUAAGAAUUUGCAUCUAGAGAUCUAUCAAUACUUUAGUAAUUAGUUUGACUUUUAGAUGCAAUAGAAAGAGUUCCAGUGACCAGUGUUUUCUUAGGGGUGGGGGAAGAGACCAGACUUAUAGGAUCUACUUUUGUUUUUUUUCUGGAACCCCCAAGAUCCAUCAACCAGAGUUGGGUGCAAAAGGCCUACUUAAAAUUAAAGAAUUCUGAGCCCAAGAAUUUGUUUUUAGUACCAGACCUGAACUGAGCUGACAGUUCUUCCACACACAUAUCCACUCCUUGUUGUUCUAUGCCACCCUAUUUUCUUCAUUUCAGCAAUCUGAUUUGUGCAUCUUGCUAUUAUUAAGCAAUUGAUAGUCAGAAAUCGUUGCCAACCUCCUGAAAAUCACAUAGAUCUUCCAUUAAAUCCCCAAUCUCUGCACCCCUGUCUUGGGUGAUCAUUGUCAGGGUAAGGAUGAGAACUAAGUAUAUUAUGAAAGGAUAAUAGAAUUUUGCAAUCAUUUUGAUAGGUAUUUCAUUUAUAUAAACUUGUACACACUUUUGCAUGAGCCACAUGUUGUUCUUUUUUAGAUGUAUCUCAAAGAGAUUAGUGGGUUUGGGAUUAUUUGUAUGUCAGCUAAUACUUUUUAGUCGAUUUACCAUUUGCAAUUCUCCCUUUCUAUACAACAAGCAUAAGUGAAAUUUAACCCUACAGUCCACGUACUGAAUGCUACAUUAACACUUCUAAUAGUAGUAGACAGAUAUGACUGUGGGUGGGGAUUUUUUAAUUAGAUUUUGAGUUGUGUUGUCAAAUUUCUGCUGCUGUUGUCAUAUACCCUACUGUAAUGAGAAAUGGAAAUAAGAUUAGAAAUUUUCUUAAAUCCUGCAAAAUAUUAACAUUGUUAUGCUAAAUGCUCUUCAAAAUAUGUCCACCCAGUUAAUAGUCUGCAUUCCUAUUCACACUAACUUCAAGCUGCAUUAAGUGUAGUGGAACUUCUGAGCUAACGUGGUUUAUUGCACAGUUUUGUUUUAGAUACCUGAGUUAAACUCAAGUGCUUUGUACAUAGUGAAGCUUAUACAGAAACUCGUUUAUCACUUAGGCAUUCUGGUGCUUGCUAGUUUUUCUGCCUCUGUAAAUUAAGAGAAGAGUGUAAGCCUCACCAUUCUGGAAGAUUUCCUUGCACCAGAAACUUUGCCUUAGUAACAAAUUGUCAAUAUUUCUGUACACAAGAGUAGCAGUGCAAAAACAUUUAGUAUUAGAAGAAACAACAGGACUGGAAUAUAAUUCCCAAAGAGGAUAGGUUUCCAUUUAAGUUUCUAGAAUUUUGUUGUUUGCUGUGUUGCAUUCAAAGCAAGUACUGAAAGAGAAGCUAGUAUUGCCUCACCAGUUGAUUUGCAUAGUAUUUGGUAGCCUUUCCUGACUUAUGGACAACUGUUAAGGGGGAAGGAAUGACUAUUGUGAAAGAAAUAUGUUAGUUCGCUCUUUUGCUGCAACCUCUGUAUUUUAGAAAGAACACUGUACUUUGAAAGAUAAGAGGUUUUGAUACUUCCCACCUCUCCACUUCCCCUUUCCCUACUCCUUUAGUUGUAAAAAUAGUUGAGUAAUAUAUGGUAAAGUCAAGCUAGAUUGAGACCAAUGUAAUGCAUUUCUAGGGCACACAUUUCUUCAAAAAGGUGAUGAGACUGAUGCCUAAUUUUUAUUCUUUUCCUGGCUCCUAACACUUCUCCUACAGUAGGCUGCAGCAUGUUACUAAUUUGUCAUUAAUAAUGUUAAGCUCAGGCACUUGUAGCAUAACCAUAUAUCAGAGGUCGCCAACGUUUUUGGACCAUUUUGAAUGUUGAGAGAAUGCUGAUGAUGCCAUUUACAAUAUGGCAGCCAUGGGGGAAUGGCAUGGCACAAAAUUAGAGAAAGUGAAGAUACAUUUUCUGCCCCUGAGCAACCUCAUGUUUACCAUGGGAAAUCAGCUGUGGAGGUACUAAUGUCAAAGGCACAACAGCCUUGUUUUCCCCAAUGGCAGUCCUAAACCAAAGCAUAAACUGCCAUCCUGUAUCUAGAACAUAAAUAGAACAAGCUCUAUUUAAAAAAGGAGAAAGAUUUCUGAAAUAGACAUGUGUACUGUGCAUAUGGGGCCUAUCACAUUUUUUGUAAAAUGGUAUAAAUAUGACCUUGUAACAUAGUUUCAAGUACUGUAUUAAGUCAGAAGAAGAAAUGCAAAAAAAUUAAAUUGUGAUGGUCUUAAAAUCUAAGCUUUCUUUUUGAAAGACUGUAAUAUGUUUGAUUCAUGGUGGAAAGAAAAUUCUGUUCUAGAUAAUAAAGAGAAACUUUGUGAAGGGUGAAUUCCACUAUGUAUUUAAUCAAACACGGGAUUCACUCAUAGCACACUUAAAAAAAAAGAUUUUAAAAGUAUGUAAAAGAUGCUACGGACAAUUAAUGCAGAUCUUUCAUUGGCUUAAUUUCUGGAGUGUACACAGAUAUUUUACAGCUGUGUGUGUGGAAAUAUGGAAAGUAGUAAUUCAGGUUCAGGUGUAACUGAAUUACAAAAAAAUGGUUAGGUGUGUAAAAUGGCUGACUUGUCUUCAGUUUGUCUGACAUGACUUUUUAAAGAAUAUAUUGAAACAGACAGCUUUCAUUUUAGAAAUAUAAUACAUUAUUUGUUUUAAAAGGGGGAGACUCAAGACCACUUAUUUAACAAUGUAUGGUGUUUAUACCCAAAUGAUUUCAUCUCCAAAAUAGCUAUGUAUUUGUACAGGCAUUUAAACUUACCCAUACCAAAAUUGGAGCUUACUUGCAGCCUAUUAUGGGUUGAAUCCAGCAACCAUUGGAUAAAUGGAAUGACUUCUGCUCCUGCAAUGGAACGUCUCCUCCCCAUGACCCCCAAAUCUGAGGUAGUGGGUUGGGGAGGUGGGGGUGCAUGGAGGGGGGAGGAGAAGUACAUGAAUGAAAGCCAUUCCACCUGUGCAAUGAUGUUUUCGGAUACAACCCAGAACAUUUUAAAGCUUGGGAAGUUUUAAAUAGUGUGGCAGUGGAACUGGUCACCUUAGACUUUGUUUAUGGAUAAAUAUAUGUGUUGUGAUGGUCAUCACCAUUUGAUGUUGAUAGACAUCUGUAUUAAUCUGAGAUACAAACAAGAGUCAGCAUCCACACAUAGCCAUUUCACUCCUUCCUUCACCAGAGUGAAGCAGCCAGGAAGCUGCAUCCAGACCAGGAGCCAUAGUUAUGGCUUUCAAACCAACCACAUUAUGAAACCAUGGUAUUAAGGUGGUCACUGCAUUAACUAGUUCCAAGUGUGAAUGCAUCAAGAAGUUGUCGACUGCAGCUUCCUGGCUUGCUCAUUUGUGCAAAGGAAGAGGUGAAAUGGUUGCAUGUGAGUGCCUGAAACUUGUGUAAGUCUUGAUUUACUAAGCCAAGAUUAUCCUCUGAACAUCACCCAUGUAUAAAGUAUGCACAAAUUAAUAUGGGUUCAGCAACCAAUUGUUGACUUGGAUGAAGCAACUCAGUGAUCAAAUUUCAGUUGAGCCAUGGCUUAUAUGUGUAGCGUUAUGGACAGCAAAAAUAAUAAUAGUCUAGUAAUGGCCCACUUCACAAUGAUAUCAGUAAUGAUGCCUCUCUUGUUUCAGUGUACAAAGGGUAAAUUCUUCGUAUGUUAACCUGUAGUUCUGAUUUUCAAGGGUUUCACAAAAGCUUUAGUAGAUUAAUGUGGGACAUAUUAAGCUACUAGUGAAAUACUUGUUGUUGUGAUGGAUGUUAUGUGUGUGUGUGUAUAUAAACCCACAUGUGUGGAGAUACCGUGUACACUACACACAUUCCAGGGGCACCUGCAGUUUGUAUAUAGAAAUACACCCUCUUCUCUGAAUGGAAAUAUAUGAUUUUUGUAGCCACAAUGUAGCCUACUGUAUGAAGGUAACAGUGUUUGAAACUCCCAUUGUUUUAGGCGCAUUGUGCGACAGGAAAUUUUAUUAGUGUGAGCAGUUUCUGAGCUCUGGGCGCAGUACUAUGCCUAAGAUUUCAGAUUAAAAUUGCAGUGGAAGGAAGAGAGGACCUUUUCUGAUUCCCCACUUCCAGCUACUCUCUGAAGACUGGAGAAGAGACCCUCUUAGGAAUAUUAGGGGGAGGGCAAGGGAAGGACUAGACCAUGUGAAAAUGAACAUAUUUUAGCUGCAGUUCACUCAUUUUCAGCUUUGUAUUCUUGUUACUUAAAAAGCAUUCCAUUGUUACACCCAUAACCUAGGUUUAAGGUGCCAUUUAGCUCCUAGCUUUCAAAUCUGUUUCUAACACUGGAAGGUAAGACUUGUAUUUGAUAUUCUGUCCACUCUUGUACCUGGCCCUUUCUGCAGCCCUUUGACUGAGACCUUUCUCACUCCCAUUUAAAAGGUUAAUACCAAUAUCAAUAACACAAGCAAGAUAUGAUUGCAUAGCAUUCUUGUUGGCAGUCUAGCUGCAAUAGUCUAAACUGCAGUUUCCAAAAUGUCUUCAAAAACAACCGCUUGAAAAGCUCAUUGCAUUAUUCCAGUCUAGAAAUUAACCAGCCAUGGCCAGGCUGUCUCUUGUCAAGAAAAGGUUGCAGUCAGCAUAUCAGGCAUAGCUGAUAAAAUGCACUACAUGCCACUGAAGUAAUCACACGUUGAAAUGGCAAAGUUGAAUCCAUAAGCACCCACAGGAUGCACACCUGAUCCUUCAGGAAGAGUGAAAUCCUUUUCAGAACUGGUUGAACAGCACCUUCCUGGACAGAUGAACCACCCACCAACAGCACUUCCAUCUAGUUACAAUUUAUUGGUUCUCUGCCAAGUACCAAGACAGCAGUGCUUCAUCAGGAAUUGACAGAGCUGGGUGUCAAAAGCCCCAUAACCCUUUAUAGGACACAGGAGUUCCUCAGCAGAUAAGUUGGUGCUGAAUGGGUUCCCAUAAAAUAAAAAUCUGAAAACCACUGGUGUAAAUCAUAAGCACUGCAGCAGUUGUCUGAACCACCUAAGAACAUAUCGCCAAAUCACCUUCUUCCAUCUAAUCAACCAUAUUCAAGGUUUCAGUGGAAGGAAAUGAAGGUGGAAGAACCAUCUCCAGUACAUGGCUUCAAAUUUCAGAUUUAACAUGACAGUUACUUGAUUUGAAGCUUUCUCAGAAGUAAUACAUGCAGAUCCCAUUAUUUGAACAUAAUGCAUUCCUAGAAAAUCACUCAUUAGGCGAACAAUCGCAUAAUGAUCUGAUGAAUCCCAUAUUCCCCUCCUAACAUUUAGUUUGGCCUUCAGUCACUGCCUCUGCUCUGCAGGUUAUAUUAAUCACAUACCUUUUGAAAUUUUUAUUGAUCAGGGUUGACCAUACCAGUUUGAAUUUUGUCAUCCUAAGGAUGGAAGUUAGGGCUGUUGUUCGCUUUUGUAGAAGGUGAAAAGAUGUGGUGUGAAAUGUUUGUACUCUGUUGUACAUGAGUUGGGCCAGACUGCUGUUGCUCCUUUUUUCUGUGCUUGAAAAUAGACUAGGAUUUAGACUGAAGCAGUGUUAGUUGAUUAUACUGGUUUCAUCAUCAUAAAUACAUUCUGCCAUACUAAACUGAAAGAUCAAAUUCAAAAUUGUUAAUAUAUGAAGAUGUUUUCUUUGGUGUGGGAAUAAGUUCAAUCUUUCAAGUUCUGAGGGUCCAGAUGCUAGUGCUGCUUGUGACCUAUGGGCCAGUAAGUCUUAGUAUGUGGCUGAACAGCACAUCCAAGUGUUUUUGCCUACCAGUGUCUUCCAAUACAGAAUUCCAUUGCUCAAAAUGCAUUUAUAUGGGAAAAUGCAAUGUAGCACUAACUAGCAAAGAACUACUGCACAUGGCGUUGGAAGUUAUGCAAUCAAGAGAUGUAUGGAGCAAAUUAGGUUUCAGAAGAAGUAGGAUGAACGGUGUUUUUAAUUGAGAACAUAGUAACUACCCGUAUUUUUCGCUCUAUAAGACGCACCAGACCACAAGACGCACCUAGUUUUUGGAGGAGGAAAACAAGGGAAAAAAUAUUCUGAAUUUCAGAAGCCAGAACAGCAAGAGGAAUCACUGCGCAGUGAAAGCAGCAAUCCCUCUUGCUGUUCUGGCUUCUGUGAUAGCUGCGCAGUCUGCAUUCGCUCCAUAAGAUGCAGACACAUUUCCCCUUACUUUUUAGGAGGGAAAAAGUGAGUCUUAUGGAGCAAAAAAUACGGUAAUCAUGAUUGGGUAGAAUUAAUGGAAUCUGGACUGGUUUUUUGCAGAUUUCUGUUUAAGGUUAGAUAGUAAAUCCCAUGUGAAUCACUCAGUAAUUUGUGUAUACCUAUACCUAACAAGGGAUGCGGGUGGCUCUGUGGUCUAAACCACAGAGCCUAGGGCUUGCUGAUCAGAAGGUCGGCAGUUUGAAUCCCCGCGACGGGAUGAGCUCCCGUUGCUCGGUCCCUGCUCCUGCCAACCUAGCAGUUCAAAAGCACGUCAAAGUGCAAGUAGAUAAAUAGGUACCGCUCCGGCGUGAAGGUAAAUGGCAUUUCCGUUCGCUGCUCUGGUUCGCCAGAAGCGGCUUAGUCAUGCUGGCCACAUGACCCGGAAAAACUGUCUGUGGACAAACACCGGCUCCCUCGGCCUAUAGAGCGAGAUGAGCAUGCAACCCCAGAGUCGUCCGCAACUGGACCUAACGGUCAGGGGUACCUUUACCUUUAUACCUAACAAACAUUGAGCUGUAACUGUAUGCAUCAGUGAUUAGAAAGGUGAAUACAUAAAACAUGCAGUUUUCUAGAGUAAACUAGGCUCUUCUGCACACUCAGCUGUUUGCCAUAUUGGUGUAUUAGUCGCACUUAAGUCACGGUUUCCUGUGAAGUUGUGGUUUGACAAACCUUUGAAGCAUUGAAGUAAGGCACUUGAGGAGGUAAUGAGAUGGAUGAAUUGUCAUAUUGCUAACUUUCAGACUGAUGAGUGAUAGCUUAUCUGUCAGAUUGUUGAGAGGCUCCCUGGGACAGUAGGUUCCUUUGAUUUAAACAUUUAUGUACAAGAUUUUGACCACUAUAAUAUGGAUGUGGCACACAAACUUGCAAUAUUAUAUAUGUUUAUGUUUUUGAAGGGGGCAUGAUUUCAUAGUGUUUCACUAGAUAUAAAUUGCAAAGCCGCCAGACAUGCAAAUAGCCAUUUUAAAACUCUUUAGAAAGGAACAGUACUAAAAACAUUACAAGUAAGGGCUGUUCUAUGGAGAUUACACUUAACCUUUUCUUGUUCUCAAUUCUAUUAGUUAUUCAGUGUCUAUGGUAACAUCUGUUAGGUCUUUAAUAAAUGCACAGGUAUUUGCAGAUUUACAUGUAACUGCAUUGUGUUAAUUUAAUCCUUCUCUGCUUUGCUUCUCAGGUAAACCUCUUGUAAGCUGAGCAAUAGCUUGGAACUUUUAUCCCAAAAUAGAACCCAGUUACAACUUUGCUGAAACGAAAAUAAUUUUAGUAUUUGAGUUAAGUGAAUAACUUUUCCUCCCAAGAGUUGUAUUGUUAAAUUCCUGAAUUAUAGUGUGUAUUAACUUUCACUUUUAGUUUAGACAAGUAUAUUACGUCAUUCAUUCUCAAUUGUUACUUGCUAGAAGGGUAAAUACUAGUUAUCCAUGGAUGAGCACCCAGCUGACACCAUGCAUCUGUUUCUGCUGGAGAGCUGUAGUGAUAGAUGCCACAGCACUGCAAUGUGCUUUUCUAUUAAUAAUACUGACAUUUUUGAACAACUAAAAUACAAGUACACACCCAGAAACACAAUAAUUGAACAGUAGGACAAAAACAGCCUAACUUUAGGAAUGGAAGCAAGAAAAAAGUACGGUAUAAUCGAAUCUAAAGAUACAUGGUAUACAUUCUACUUGUCUUUGUUCUCCUUCAAAGGAUCCUCACUUCUGAAGGAAAAGUUGAAGUUGGGAUACAACCUUAUCUUGAGGCACUUAAGCUACACUCUGUAUAGGAAAAAGAGGUGGGGGAGAUGCUUAUGUGUAACAUAGAUCAGGAGAAGAUGACUAAUCAGAAUCUAGAAAAGGGUUCUGUAUUUUUUUCAAACUGUUUAAAAGUUUGCUGCGUCUUGUAGCUCACCCACUCCUUGCAUACCAAAUCCAACAUUCCAAUCUGGGCUUUCAGCUGGGUCCUAGUCUUGACACCAAAUGCUUUGCUCUACGCAGCACAUUUAAACCAUAAGAGGAGCCCUGUCGGAUCAGACCAGGGGGUCUAUCUAAUCCAGCUUUGUGUUCUCAAAGUGGCCAACAGAUGGAAGCCCACCCAAAGGACAUGAGUGCUAUGAUGCACUCCCACUUGUGAUCCACCCAACUGGUUUUUAGAGGCAUUCUGCCUCUGAUGCUGAGGUAAUAUAGAAACUGUGACUAGUUAUUCUAAAUGCAGAGUAAUGGGCAUCUCUGCUUGCAUGAUUGAAUGAUUGUGAGGCUGGUGCAGGUGGAUGAGAGUGGGUAAGCCUCACUGCACCAGCAGAAACCCUUGUGUUGGCUCCUGCUAGCUAGCAGAACUACUUAGCCCAACAGGUCUACUGUGACUAAAAUAUAACUGAGUUCCAUCCACAGGCUUUUGAGCAUGCUAAAAUCAAGUUAUAUUUUCAGUGCAUUUUUUAAUUAAAAUUUAAACUAUAUAAGGCAGGCAUCCCCAAACUUGGGAUGAUGGGAGUUGUAGUCCCAAAACAGCUGGGGGGCCAAGUUCGGGGGUGCCUGGUAUAAGGGAAGUGCUGCUGGCCUUACAUUCUUGCCUUUGUAAAUGGCAUACUUAAUGGUAUACUUAAUGAUUUACUGUGAGCAUACCUUUCUGGGCUGUUACCAUUUCCCUUCUAGGGCACAGUGGAAGCAAACUAUGAUCCCUGGCUUAGUAUUGCAUCUGAAUUGGGAAUUAUUAUUUAUUUCACUCCCAAACAGACCAUGGUUUGUGAAUUAUGCUUUGUAUCUACUUGUGCUAGCAGAGAGAAUACAACAGCCCAGCAAAACAUGUUCACAAUAAAACAUUAAGUAUGCAGUGUGAUGUGUGAACUACAGUGUGUUGUCAUGUCAAAAAAAUAAGUAUUGUAAUAAAAAUCUGAAAAGCUUUUCAUUUGUUUGGAUAUAACAUCUAAAUCACAUUUAGUGUUUUGAUUCCCUCUAACCCCAUCAUAUAUUUAAGUUCAAAUACUCUUGGGAGCAGAAUGGUGUGUAGAUGAACUUUUGGUCUCAUUCAGCAGGGUUCAUCUUCUUAAUUUUUAUUUUUAUUUUGAGAUACUUCAUUAGGUAAAACUAACCUAUCUUUUUAGUUUUGUUUACUUUAAUAAGUCAGAAAUGUUAAACUGGAAUCUAUUCAACUUAGGGCAUCAGGAUAUGUUCCAGGAAAUCAACAUUUCUGGUUUGAGUUGAAUCCUGAGAAGGCGUGUGUGUGUGUGUGUGUGUGUGUGUGUGUGUGUGUUUUAAUGUCUCUUGCCAAAUAAUGUUGAAUUCCCAUCUAGGAGAUAUGGAGUCCAAUUUCCAGGUUGUGAAUGGAUAGUUAACCUCCCUUCCUGCCCCAAUCAGUAAAAGAAGUUAUCACUUCACUGGGUACUUGCAUGAGGAGGUGUUGCUAGAGGACAACAGUUCCUGGCCAUGCUGGCUGCACUGAUGGGAGUUGGAGUUCAGUAAAAUCUGGAGAACCACAGAUUUCCCUUUCCCAGCAUAGUAAUUAUGGGGCCAGGAUAUUAAAUCGGUGAUUCUUUUAAAAAUAAUGUGCCAAUCUUGACAUAGAACUUUUUGAAUCAGGCUAGAGCAGCUUCCCCUGACUUGGAGCCCCCACCCCCACCCCCACCCCCAACUACAGCUCCAGCUCCAGCUAGCAUAGCUAAUGAUUAGGGAUGAUGGCAAUUGUAGUCCAAAAUGUCAUGAGCAUCAGGCUGGAAAAGGCUGGGCUAGAGAAUAUCAACUUACUACUUUGCCAUGAUUAUAGCUCCACAUUGAGCUAUAUGAGAUCAUAGAAUCUUAGAGUUGGAAGGGAUGCAAGGGUCAUCUAGUUAUAUAUAUCUGCAAGCCUCAAGGCUCCCUCUGAGCAGGCAGACAACUUUCCUUUUGUUUCUUUCUGGCCCUUUUUUGGGGCUUUUGUCGGUAUUCAGUGAAUUUGCAAUUAGAGAGUGUUAUUUGUAUCCUCUGUUGGUAGUGCAUGUUGGCAGACCUGUGUUUGAACAUGGCGGCACCUACAAAGUAGGUAUGUCUGGAGUGUUGGACUUCAAAUCCUUAUUCAUGAAGCUCACAAGGUAGCUUUGAUGGUGGUAAUAAUAAUAAUGAUUAUGAUGAUAAUAAUUUGUACCCCGCCUAUCUGACUGGGUUGCCCCAUUCACUGUGGGUGGUAAAGUCUCUCAGCCUAACCUACUUCAUGAAGCUAUUUUAUGAAGACAAAAUAAGGUAAUACAUGGACGGAUGGGGUACAAAUAGGAUAACUUUCAAGUUAAAAAUGCUGAAAUAGGGUGUUGAUUGAAAAUAAUCACAGGUAACUUAAAAACUGGCUUGCUUCAUGAUUUCAGUAGAAACUGAAGAAGACAUUGAAAACUUAUGUUAUUGAGCUUUUAGAUCCUUUUUGCUUCAUUUACUGAUAGGUAAUACUGUCUUUCUUUCAGAGAAUACUUCGUGAAUUCUACACUUUUCAGAAGAUCGUCACCCAAAUUCAUUAUAAUACACCAACUUUCUCUUUUUUAAAGCAACAACUCAACUAAAUUAGUUCAGGGAGAGAUUAUUUUCUGGGUUAGCCCCUUACUUUUAGCUUUAAUUGAAUGCAUUCAUAGCAACAAUAGGACAGAAAUCAUUGUGAAUCUUACCUCUUCAUCAAGUUGCUUUUAGUUCCUCAGCAAGGAAAUUUAAGUUACAUUAUGUGAAAAUCCUUUCAAGAUACAGUUUUAAGAAUGCUAACAACUUUUUAAGCAACUAUAAAAGUGGUGAAGAUGAGUCUUGCAUUUUAGAACUUCUACAAAUAUAAGUUUUAACACACAUUUUCAGAAUUUGCAAGAUACUUCAUGGUCCUGCCACCCACCUCCCCGCCCCCAUUCCAAAUCAAGUUGUUGCAGAAGAUGAACAAAGUGGAUUUGUGGAGUUCACCAUUAAUCAUGGUGUCUUUCUGAAUGCUGUGCAUAUCUGAUAAGUCCUGUUGUAAUGUAAAAGCUGAGUUGCAUAGCAUUGUAACAACAACAGCAAAAUUAAUGAGGUGAAUGUAGUUGUGGCUUUUCAAAAAUGCACACUCCCUUUUAGGUAUUUUUUUUCUCAUAUAAGUGCAGAGAGCAAUUAAGAUGAGCAGCUAGAGGGGUGAGGGGUGCAGUCGGCACGAAGUGCGGCUUCUCGUGCUUCCUUUGGGACUCACCCUUGCCACAAAGCUGGCAUAGGUGCACCCUGGAGAAAGAAGAAAUCUGGAGAACCAAGAGAAGUGCUAAAAGUGAGAGUGGUGGACUGCAGAGGCCGGACUAGGUAAGUCAUUGUGGGACUUCUUUUGUUUAUAGCUAUAUGAAAAUACACAAUCUUUGCGCCUUCAUUUCCAUCUCUGUUUGUGAUAUUUCACAACAGGUAUGUUCAAAUGAUCAUAUCUUGAUUUAAUAAGAAGAAAUAAGAAGUCUUGUGCACCCACAUGCAGCUGCUCCUUUCCUGUCUUUGCAUGAGGUGGCAAAGAACAGGGAAGUCUUUAGUUAAAAAUAAUAUCCUGUUUAGUAGCUUUGGAACUCACCAGUAUUUGAAGCCAUGGCUUGAGGUUGCCUUCAGAUGGUGUCUAGAAGCAUAGAAUCGUAAGUUGGAAGGGGCCCAAGAGUCGUCAAGUUCAACCCCUGCAAUGCAGGAAUCUUAACUAAAGCAUGACAGAAGACCAUACAACCUCUGCUUAAAAGCCUCCAAUGAAGGAGAAUGCACCACCUUACAAGAGAGUCUUUUCUACUGUUGAACAGCCCGACUGUCAGAAAGCUCUUCCUGAUGUUUAGCCAGUAUUACCUUUCUUGUAACUUGAAUCCUUUGGUUUGGGUCCUAGCCUCUGGGACAGGAGAAAACAAGCUUGCUCCAUCCUCCACGUGACAAUCCUUUAGAUAACUGAAGAAGUUUGAAGAGUUUCCCAGUUCAGACAAAAUGGGAAAUGGGAUAUUCUUGACUGUGGAUUUCUUGUUCUGUGCUCAUGGAAAAGCCAUGAUACCGUUCAAACAUGCUUAUUGUGAAAGAUUUAUAGCAGGGGUCAGCAAACUUUUUCAGCAGGGGGCCAGUCCACUGUCCCUCAGACUUUGUGGGGGGCCAGACUAUAUUUUUUUUUGGGGGGGGGGGAUGAAUGAAUUCCUAUGCCCCACAAAUAACCCAGAGAUGCAUUUUAAAUAAAAGCACACAUUCUACUCAAGUAAAAACAUGCUGAUUCCUGGACCGUCCGUGGACCGGAUUUAGAAGGCGAUUGGGCCAGAUCCAGCCCCCGGGCCUUAGUUUGCCUACCCAUGAUUUAUAGUGUACAGAGGGAGACAUAAGUGAAAUACUAAUAUGCUGGAGGGGAAAUUAAUACUGAAUUCUUCAUCAACUUUUUCUAGUUCCCAGCAGAAAAUAUAAAGGUUGAAGGAGCUCAUUUUCUACUUUUAUUGGUUUUAAUUGAGCAUGGAGGGUGGAAAUCAACAGGAGCCAUUGAACUACAGUAGUUCAGAAUGGAUCUAUAUCAAGUUGUAUAUCCUUCAAUUAGCUCUUGGAAAGAUACUGAGUUGCUGUCCAAGCUGUUGGGGGCAGGCCCAGUCCUGUCCUUGCUGUGUUGUCUUUGCUCUGGGAAGGGCUGACAGUGGAUAUGUGUUGUUCAUCUUGUCUUAGAUCCUGGCCAUGA